GAUUUUGAACCAUAUCCUGCUUUGCUGGUUAUGUUUGUUUGCAACCACUGCCCAUUUGUUAAACACUUGAAGAAAGCUAUUGUGAAGCUGACAAAUUUUUACCUGAAGAAAGGACUUGUAGUGGUUGCAAUAUCUUCAAAUUCUAUAGCUACUCACCCACAGGAUGGACCACAAUUCAUGGUAGAAGAAGCUAAGCUACUUAACUAUCCUUUCCCAUAUUUAUACGAUGAGUCACAGGAUGUUGCACGAGAAUUUGUAGCAGUUUGCACACCAGAGUUUUUCCUAUUUCAAAAGGAUGGUCGAAGGCCAUUUAAACUGGUAUAUCAUGGUCAAUUUGAUGAUUCCCGACCCAGUAAUAAUGUACCUGUUAGUGGAAGGGACUUGAGCAGAGCAAUAGAUUGUGUUCUCAGCAGCCAACCAAUACCAUCAGUUUAGAAACCUAGUGUUGGAUGUAGCAUAAAGUGGCAUCCUGAGACAACUUUGUAAUCUGUAAUCAAUUGGUUGAACUUCAUGAAGACAAAUUACAAAACAGUGUAGUGUUUCUAUCUGGUAUCAAAGCCUCUUAUGUAAUGGACGAACACUAUUUUGAUUAAGCAUGUACUAGUAUUUUUCUUCCUUCUCUUAAUCUUUUCAGUCUUUCCGUUUUUAUCAUUUUG
Juglans microcarpa x Juglans regia is the source of this 656-nucleotide messenger RNA. RefSeq lists its product as uncharacterized. The record is from RefSeq and is a predicted model, not a curated record. Lineage: Eukaryota; Viridiplantae; Streptophyta; Magnoliopsida; Fagales; Juglandaceae. Gene Ontology annotation, molecular function: antioxidant activity; oxidoreductase activity. The transcript has a single exon. Bases 31 to 435 code for a protein of 134 amino acids.